Microdochium trichocladiopsis is the source of this 837-nucleotide messenger RNA. RefSeq lists its product as uncharacterized. NCBI's taxonomy places the organism in Eukaryota, Fungi, Ascomycota, Sordariomycetes, Xylariales, Microdochiaceae. Bases 1 to 837 code for a protein of 278 amino acids. The transcript has a single exon. The record is from RefSeq and is a predicted model, not a curated record.
AUGCCUCCCGGCUUCCCUCCUUCCAAGUGCCUCGUCCCCCUACACACGCUUGGUCACUCUCCUCCCGAAUCUUUUCAAGCGCCCCUAGAACCUGACAGCGUAUCCCAGUCCAAUAACCCCUCCUCUUUUGCUUCUUCCAGUAUGAGACUUUCCGCGCCAUUCAAUGAGCCAGGAUCUAGUCGCCACGGCCAGAGUCAAUGGACGCACCGUUCGGACGUGACUCGCGAAACGCCCGACGGGGAGGUGCCUGCCUCACUCCAAGAGAAUUCUGAAUCCAGCUUUGCCCUGUCCGCAGCAGAGGCAGUUGUUUUCAACCAGCCCAUCAUUGACAACACCUCACAUGACAUUACUCAACCACCUCACCCACACAACCGCCCCGGAAGCGCAUCUACACACGAGGAUGACCUUACCAUUGAUAGCCUGACUCAAGGUCAAGCUCGCUCCACGUCGUUCUAUACCGGUACCGACACCAGCGGGCAUGGGAACUAUCCCUUCAUCACAAACAGUACCUCUCACUUCUUAGACUUCCAUGUCAAUGGAGACAACGGAUAUACAGCCUACAGAGCUGACUUUCCCUACCUGUUGAAUACAAACAACAGCACGCACGCCCAUCUGUGCACCACAGUAGCCUGCACCGACCCAGGCUGCUACACCCAUACCAACCUCUCCCUGCUGCAAGAGCAUUAUUUGAUUGGUAUUGGUUCCAUCUUCGCCCAUAUCGAUCACGAGGGACAGACAUACAAUGAUGACAUCUCUAUCGAUGGUGAUCACGAGAGACAGUCAAAUCGCGCUCAGCCAAAUCUCUGGGACAAUGAUGGCAUGGAUCAGGCGAAGUGA